AUGACGGAGGUCAUGAACUCUCUGGAGCCCGGGACGGAGGACUUCAUUGGGGGCGGAGCCAAUCAGGGCUCAAUCUCCCCAGACGCCCAUGGAAGGUAUCCAAAGCUGUGCAAGAGGCUUCCCUCCAUCGUGGUGGAGCCGAUGGACGGAGCCGACGUGGAGAGCGGAGAGCUCCGCUGGCCGCCGGACGAGCCCAGCUCUCCGGACGCCCAAUCGGAGAGGCCGAGAGCGGACCAUCCACCUGCAGACCAGUCAAGCGUCGCUGUGGACGAAGAGGCUUCAGAUCCGGAGACGCAGGACUGAACGGACCCCCGUCCUGUGGUCCACUG
Molecule: messenger RNA, 329 nt
Organism: Cyclopterus lumpus (lumpfish)
Lineage: Eukaryota; Metazoa; Chordata; Actinopteri; Perciformes; Cyclopteridae
Exons: 3
Coding region: 1-303 (100 amino acids)
Source: RefSeq, a predicted model, not a curated record